UAAAGUUGUUCCAAGCGCUGCCGGAAAGUCGCGGGCGGUGGCCAAUCAGAGCGCAGUUUUGUCGCAAUUUAGGCGCAGGUUUGAGACGUCAUCAGUGAGUGUCGACCGCUCUCGCAAAGCUGAUAUCCUAGGCGCCGUGGAGCGGAGUGAGGAGGCUUUGGGAUGUCUCUGGCAGAUGAACUCUUGGCUGAUCUUGAGGAGGCAGCAGAAGAGGAGGAAGGAGGAAGCUAUGGAGAAGAAGAGGAGGAACCAGCCAUCGAGGAUGUACAGGAGGAGACACAGCUGGAUCUUUCUGGGGACUCAGUCAAAAGUAUUGCCAAGCUAUGGGACAGCAAGAUGUUUGCUGAGAUCAUGAUGAAGAUUGAGGAAUAUAUCAGCAAGCAGGCCAGAGCUUCAGAAGUGAUGGGACCAGUAGAGGCAGCCCCUGAGUACCGUGUCAUCGUGGAUGCCAACAACCUGACUGUGGAGAUCGAGAAUGAGCUGAACAUCAUCCAUAAGUUCAUCCGUGAUAAGUACUCAAAGAGAUUCCCUGAACUGGAGUCCUUGGUCCCCAACGCAUUGGACUACAUCCGCACAGUCAAGGAGCUGGGCAACAGCCUGGACAAGUGCAAGAACAACGAGAACCUGCAGCAGAUCCUGACCAACGCCACCAUCAUGGUCGUCAGUGUCACCGCCUCCACCACCCAGGGGCAGCAGCUGUCGGAGGAGGAGCUGGAGCGGCUGGAGGAGGCCUGCGACAUGGCGCUGGAGCUGAAUGCCUCCAAGCACCGCAUCUAUGAGUAUGUGGAGUCCCGGAUGUCCUUUAUCGCACCCAACCUGUCCAUCAUCAUCGGAGCAUCCACAGCUGCCAAGAUCAUGGGCGUGGCUGGUGGCCUGACCAACCUCUCCAAGAUGCCUGCCUGCAACAUCAUGCUGCUCGGGGCCCAGCGCAAGACGCUCUCUGGCUUCUCAUCUACCUCGGUGUUGCCCCAUACUGGCUACAUCUACCACAGUGACAUCGUGCAGUCCCUGCCCCCGGAUCUCCGGCGGAAAGCAGCCCGGCUGGUGGCUGCCAAGUGCACGCUGGCAGCCCGUGUGGACAGCUUCCAUGAGAGCACCGAGGGGAAGGUGGGCUAUGAACUGAAGGACGAGAUUGAGCGCAAGUUUGACAAGUGGCAGGAGCCGCCACCUGUAAAGCAAGUGAAGCCGCUGCCUGCACCCCUGGAUGGACAGCGGAAGAAGCGAGGUGGCCGCAGGUACCGCAAGAUGAAGGAGCGGCUGGGGCUGACAGAGAUCCGGAAGCAGGCCAACCGCAUGAGCUUUGGAGAGAUCGAGGAGGAUGCCUACCAGGAGGACCUAGGCUUUAGCCUGGGCCACCUGGGCAAAUCAGGUAGUGGUCGUGUGCGGCAGACACAGGUGAAUGAGGCCACCAAAGCCAGGAUUUCUAAGACGCUACAGCGAACUCUGCAGAAGCAAAGUGUGGUGUAUGGUGGGAAAUCCACAAUCCGAGACCGCUCCUCUGGGACUGCCUCCAGUGUGGCCUUCACCCCUCUCCAGGGUCUAGAGAUUGUGAACCCACAAGCAGCUGAGAAGAAGGUGGCUGAGGCCAACCAGAAGUAUUUCUCUAGCAUGGCUGAGUUCCUCAAGGUCAAAAGUGAGAAGAGUGGCAUUAUGUCCACCUGAGAGAUGGAUACGCCCAGGGUGGCCACCCACUGAAGAGAACUGGAAGCCCAGCCCUCUGAAGGGAUCCAGCUCAGAGCCAGGAAGUUCUGGGGUGGAGAGCCUGCUCUGCCCUGCUGUUGGUUCAGGACCAGGACAUCAAUGGAGUCAGUGGAAGAGACUCUGUCCGCCACCCCCAAGACUAAUACCACCACCCCAUUCAGGGACAGAACUGGUCUUCCUCAUACUCAUCUUUUUAACUGAGACAAGAGAUCCUUUUUUAGGGAAGAGUGUAAUUAAAAGCACAGUACAAAGAUC
This is a messenger RNA of Ictidomys tridecemlineatus (thirteen-lined ground squirrel), 1956 nucleotides long. RefSeq names its product pre-mRNA processing factor 31 (gene Prpf31). The record is from RefSeq and is a predicted model, not a curated record. Gene Ontology annotation, cellular component: precatalytic spliceosome; U4/U6 x U5 tri-snRNP complex; U4 snRNP. Gene Ontology annotation, biological process: spliceosomal tri-snRNP complex assembly; mRNA splicing, via spliceosome. Lineage: Eukaryota; Metazoa; Chordata; Mammalia; Rodentia; Sciuridae.